Messenger RNA from Arachis duranensis, 931 nucleotides. Its product is annotated as calmodulin. The transcript is spliced from 2 exons. Gene Ontology annotation, molecular function: calcium ion binding; enzyme regulator activity. The record is from RefSeq and is a predicted model, not a curated record. NCBI's taxonomy places the organism in Eukaryota, Viridiplantae, Streptophyta, Magnoliopsida, Fabales, Fabaceae. The coding region runs from base 116 to 565 and encodes 149 amino acids.
UACAUAUGAUAUCAUUUUCUCUCACAAACACAGACACAUUCAUUUUCGUUCCGUUUUCUCUCCCAAACACCUCAAAUUUUCUCGCUCCCCAAACACAACCCUUCUUCUUCCUUCAAUGGCCGAUCAACUCACCGACGAACAGAUCUCUGAGUUCAAGGAGGCCUUCAGCCUCUUCGAUAAGGACGGCGAUGGUUGUAUUACUACCAAGGAACUUGGAACCGUGAUGCGGUCGCUUGGGCAAAACCCUACUGAGGCAGAACUGCAGGACAUGAUAAACGAGGUUGAUGCUGAUGGGAAUGGUACCAUCGAUUUCCCUGAAUUCCUCAACCUGAUGGCUCGCAAGAUGAAGGAUACCGAUUCUGAGGAGGAGCUUAAGGAAGCCUUCCGCGUAUUCGACAAGGAUCAGAAUGGCUUCAUCUCUGCAGCUGAGCUCCGCCAUGUCAUGACCAACCUCGGUGAGAAGCUGACAGAUGAGGAGGUUGACGAGAUGAUCCGUGAGGCUGAUGUUGACGGUGAUGGCCAGAUCAACUAUGAGGAGUUUGUCAAAGUCAUGAUGGCUAAGUGAGAAAAGGCCAAUCAAACUACAAUUUAAAAUUUUAUUUAAGAGCAUAUGAACAGAAAAAGGGACAGGGCAGAUAAGUUUUUAUGAGAAUUCUAUUUUCAUUAGAGGACAUGUUGAUUUGGGGUCUUUAGUUUUUAUUAUUGGUCAGGUUUGUUUGCUUCAUUGGUGUACUGUUUAUUAGUAUUAUCCUACUUGUUUGAUCUUGCCCUUGUUUCAUUAGUUUGGAUUAGGUGUCUCACCAUGCAAUGCUACUUCACCUUUCAUCUUCUUUUUGGGGUUAUUAUCAUGAACCUAGAACAAUUGGAUGCAUUUGUGCUUUUCACAUGAUUACUGUUAUCAUCUUAUGCUAUAUCAUUGUUUUUGGGAUCA